UUGUGACCCGGAUUCAUAACAACAGCUGGAAACGGUUGAUCGCUGUCUGUUUGAUCCAAGCUGGUGUAUUUAUGAGAUAUUUUAUUUCUAACCGGUUCUGGACUCUGACCGAAGCUGUGCUGGAGAUGAAGAAGUCAGCGCGAGGGAAUUAGGAAGCCGCUAGCUGGCGUUAGCUCCGGCGGAAGCAGGAGAAACUGUUAGCUUAUGCUAACAAGCUCUAGCUAACAGCAGAGCGGUCACGUGAUCCGCAGGAACCCGAAAACAGCACAAAUUAGACAGACGGGACCAGAGCGAUGGGGAACCAGCUGGCGGGCAUCGCCCCGUCUCAGAUCCUCUCCGUGGACAGCUACUUCUCAGAUAUCCACGACCACGAGUACGACAAAAGUCUAGGCAGCACUCGCUUCUUCAAGGUGGCGCGGGCCAAACACCGCGAGGGCCUGGUGGUGGUCAAGGUCUUCGCCAUCCAGGACCCGUCGCUGCCGCUCACCAGCUACAAGCAGGAGCUGGAGGAGCUGAAGAUCCGGCUGCACUCCUGCCAGAACUGCCUUCCUUUCCAGAAGACGUCCCUGACGGAGAAGGCCGCCAUCCUGUUCCGCCAGUACGUCCGGGACAACCUGUACGACCGCAUCAGCACGCGGCCGUUCCUCAACAACGUGGAGAAGCGCUGGAUCGCCUUCCAGAUCCUCAACGCCGUGGACCAGGCGCACAAGGCCGGCGUCCGCCACGGAGACAUCAAGACGGAGAACGUGAUGGUGAGCAGCUGGAACUGGGUGCUGCUCACAGACUUCGCCAGCUUCAAGCCCACCUACCUGCCGGAGGACAACCCCGCCGACUUCAACUACUUCUUCGACACGUCCAGGCGCAGGACGUGCUACAUCGCCCCCGAGAGGUUUGUGGACGGAAGCAUGUUCACCACGGAGAGCGACCAGAACACGCCGCUGGUGGACCUGACCAACAACAACCAGAGGAGCCGUGGAGAGCUCAGGCCGGCCAUGGACAUCUUCUCUGCAGGCUGCGUGGUCGCUGAGCUCUUCACGGAGGGCGUCCCGCUCUUCGACCUGUCCCAGCUGCUGGCCUACCGGAAGGGACACUUCCAGGCCGAGCAGGUCCUCAUGAAGAUCGAGGAUGAGAGCAUCAGGGAGCUGGAUCAGAAACAGUGGUGGAGAACAGAGGUCCAUGUGGGGGUCCUCCUCAUGGAGUUUGAGUGGGUUCCUCCAGGUUCCUCCCCUUCCUCUCCGGGACGCGGCGGUGGCGGCAGCGGCGGCGCACUAAGCUCCAGGGAGGAGCAGGGCCUGGUGGUGCUUGUGUCGGUCAUCACCUCCUGCCUGCAGACGCUGCACUCCUGUGACUCCAAGCUGGCGGCGCUGGAGCUCGUCCUGCACCUGGCUCCCCGGCUGUCCGUCGACAUCCUGCUGGACCGCAUCACGCCGUAUCUGCUGCACUUUUGCAACGACCCUGCGCCGCGCGUGCGUGCCCAGGCUGUUAGGACUCUCACCAAAGUGCUGGCGCUGGUGAAGGAGGUGCCGAGGAACGACGUGAACAUCUACCCGGAGUACAUCCUUCCGGGCAUCGCCCACCUGGCCCAGGACGACGCCACCAUCGUGAGGCUGGCGUACGCAGAGAACAUUGCUCACCUGGCAGAGAGUGCGCUGCGGUUCCUGGAACUGGUUCAGGAGAACAACGUCAACAUGGAGCAGGAUCCCAGCGGAGAAGAGACGGAGGAAAACAACCAUCCCAACGAAAACUACGACUCUGAACUCCAGGCGCUGCACGAGAUGGUGCAGCAGAAGGUGGUGACGCUGCUCAGCGACUCGGAGAACAUCGUCAAACAGACGCUGAUGGAGAACGGCAUCACGCGGCUCUGCGUGUUCUUUGGCAGGCAGAAGGCCAACGACGUCCUGCUGUCCCACAUGAUCACCUUCCUGAACGACAAGAACGACUGGCACCUCAGGGGAGCCUUCUUCGACAGCAUCGUGGGAGUGGCGGCGUACGUGGGCUGGCAGAGCUCUUCCAUCCUCAAGCCUCUGCUGCAGCAGGGACUGAGCGACACCGAGGAGUUCGUCAUCUACAAAGCUCUGAACGCCCUGACCUGCAUGUGCCAGCUGGGUCUGCUGCAGAAACCGCACAUCUACGAGUUCGUCAGCGACAUCGCUCCCUUCCUGUGUCACCCCAACCUGUGGAUCCGCUACGGCGCCGUGGGCUUCAUCACCAUGGUGGCGCAGCACCUCAACGUUGCCGACGUCUACUGCAAGCUGAUGCCGCACCUGAACCCGUUUGUCACACAGCCCAUCAUCCAGAUCGAUAAGGAGUUGGUCCUGCUGAGCGUCUUAAAGGAGCCGGUGAGCCGCUCCAUCUUCGACUACGCCCUGCGCUCUAAAGACAUCGCCAGCCUUUUCCGCCACCUGCUGCUGCGCCAGAAGAAGAGAAUCGGGUCCAUCCCAGAGUGCCCCACCCCCGACGACCCGGCCAUCGCUCAGCUGCUGAAGAAGCUGCUGUCACAGGGGAUGACGGAGGCUGAGGAGGACAAGCUUCUGGCCCUCAAAGACUUCAUGCUGAAGUCCAACAAGGCCAAAGCCAACAUGGGCGACCAGGGACACCUGGGAGAGGCGGGACAGACGGGAGUCAUCGACCUGGGGACGCUGGGCAUCACGGGCCGUCAGGUGGACUUGGUGAAACCCAAGACGGAGUCGGACGAUAAGAGAGCUCGGAGGCAGACCAAGCAGGACUCUGCCAUGAACGAGGAGUGGAAGAGCAUGUUCGGAUCGCAGGAACCGCCGUCCGCGCAGCCCCCCACGUCCGCCGACGGUCCGGUCACCCAGAUACGGAAGGCGGCGGCGGCUCCUGCGGCGGCACAGCAGCAGCAGGUGGCGGCCGGCGGCCCCGCCUACCAGCGACGCCUCAACACCUGCAGGACGGAGCUGCAGCAGCUGCUGCAGCAGAAGCGGGAGCAGUGCAGCGCCGAGCGGAUGGCCAAGCAGAUGAUGGAGAGCGCCGAGUGGGAGAGCCGGCCCCCUCCUCCAGGGUGGCAUCCCAAGGGGCUGCUGGUCGCCCACCUGCACGAACACAAAGCCGCGGUGAACAGAAUCCGGGUGUCGGACGAACAUUCCAUCUUCGCCACUGCGUCCAACGACGGGUCGGUUAAAGUGUGGGACAGUCAGAAGAUGGAGGGCAAGACCACCACUACCAGGUCCGUGUUGACCUACUCCCGUAUCGGGGGUCACGUAAAGACGCUGACAUUCUGUCAGGGCUCGCAUUAUUUAGCGGUGGCAUCGGAUAACGGAUCCAUCCAGCUGCUCGCCGUCGAAGCAAACAAACCUCCCAAGUCUCCCAAAGUGCAGCCGUUCCAGAGCCGGACUCUGGACCUCCAUGAGGACGGCUGCGCCGUGGACAUCCACCACUUCAACUCGGGCGCUCAGUCGGUUCUGGCCUACGCCACGGUGAACGGAUCCCUGGUGGGCUGGGACCUCCGCUCCAACUCCAACGCCUGGACGCUGCGUCACGACCUGCGGCUGGGCCUCAUCACGUCCUUCAGCGUGGACAUGCACCAGUGCUGGCUCUGCUUAGGUACAAGCAGCGGCACCAUGGCGUGCUGGGAUAUGCGCUUCCAGCUCCCCAUCUCCAACCACUCCCACCCGGCCCGGGCCCGAGUCCGGCGGCUGCUGAUGCACCCGCUGUACCAGUCGUCAGUGAUUGCAGCGGUCCAGGGGAACAACGAGGUGUCCAUCUGGGACAUGGAGACCGGAGAUCGGAAGUUUACCCUGUGGGCGAGCUCGGCGCCGCCGCUCUCUGAGAUGCAGCCUUCUCCUCACAGCGUUCACGGGAUCUACUGCAGUCCGGCUGACGGGAAUCCUCUGCUGCUGACGGCCGGGUCGGACAUGAGGAUCAGGUUCUGGGAUCUGGCCUAUCCAGAGAGAUCCUACAUCGUCGCAGGAGGAGCCCACGACUCGCUGCACUGUCCGUCUGUCCUCUACAGCCGCAAGAUCAUCGAGGGGACCGAAGUGGUUCAGGAGAUCCACAGCAAACAGAAGAGCGGCGCUGCAGAGGACUCUCCUCGCCGUGGCCUGGAGUCUCUUCCUGUCGGCCAUCAUGACAUUAUCACAGACAUCGCCACCUUCCAAACCACGCAGGGCUUCAUUGUCACGUCAUCUCGGGACGGCAUCGUCAAAGUGUGGAAGUGAAGACGUGGAGAAGAACUUGAACUUUACAGAUCCAAAACAUUUGUUUUCUGUCCGUUCUCCUCCCAAACUUCUGCUUUUGCAGAUCCCAAUCUGGUUCCUGAUCCAGAUUCUUAUCCAGAUCCUGAUGUGGUUCCUAAUCCUGAUCUGGUUCCUGAUCCAGAUUCUUAUCCAGAUCCUGAUCUGGUUCCUAAUCCUGAUCUGGUUCCGAUCCAGAUCUUUAUCCAGAUCCUGAUCUGGUUAAUCCAGAUCCUUAUUCAGAUCCUGAUCUGGUUCCAGUUCCCUGUAUGGUUCCUGAUCCAGAUUGUGACCCUGAUCUGGUUCCUGAUCCCGGUCCUCAUCUGGUUCCUGAUCCCUAUCUUGAUCCUGAUCCAUUUCUGAUUCUAGAUCCUGAUGGUGAUCUGGUUCCAGUUCCUGAUCCAGAUCUGGUUUCUGAUCCUGAUCUGGUUCCUGAUCCAGAUCCUGAUCUGGUUCCUAAUCCCGAUCUGGUUCCUG
Molecule: messenger RNA, 4670 nt
Organism: Cyprinodon variegatus (sheepshead minnow)
Lineage: Eukaryota; Metazoa; Chordata; Actinopteri; Cyprinodontiformes; Cyprinodontidae
Gene: pik3r4
Product: phosphoinositide-3-kinase regulatory subunit 4
Exons: 21
Coding region: 294-4178 (1294 amino acids)
Biological process (GO): macroautophagy; late endosome to vacuole transport; protein targeting to vacuole
Cellular component (GO): late endosome; nucleus-vacuole junction; phosphatidylinositol 3-kinase complex, class III, type II
Molecular function (GO): protein serine/threonine kinase activity; ATP binding; protein binding
Source: RefSeq, a predicted model, not a curated record